Molecule: messenger RNA, 2031 nt
Organism: Rotaria socialis
Lineage: Eukaryota; Metazoa; Rotifera; Eurotatoria; Philodinida; Philodinidae
Source: the annotation of a GenBank genome assembly
AUGCCAAACGAGGUUAUUCUUUGUAUUUGGGAUCAAUUAUCAUCUGCUGAUGUCAUCUACAGCUUUUUAAAUCUUAACACUCGUAUGAAUUCUCUGUUAUUAGAAUUUCAUGGACUUUACCAACAACUGGAUUUACGUUACUGUUCAUUAUCAGCUUGUCGUUUCCUGUGUCGUCAAGCGCCAACUAUGUUUGAAUGGCGUCUUGGUCUUACUGUUCUUAAACUAGGUAGUCCUGUUCGAUGUUCUCAAAUGGAUUUAUUUGUAGAUGAGGUGGCAAAGUCAGUUGUCGCAAAUCAUUAUGAAAGACAAGGAAAAUCAGCUGAUAAGAUAUCAAAAGAUAUCUGUCUUAUUUUAAUAGCAUACAAACACAUACAACCGAUAUUUCCUCAACUCGUUUCUUUGCAUAUUUUUCUAACUACAUCAGCCAACGAAGAUACCAUCAAUACACUGUUAUUGGCUAUAGCUGGUGGAUCAGCGAUGCGUACAUUUGCGUUGAGUUCUUGUGCCAAUCAAACUCACCAUUCACGAGCUUUCUUCGAUUGGUUAUUUCGAUGUUCAGUCAAUCUCAUUCAAUAUAAACUGCAGUCUUCGAUAGCUGAAGAUGGUUUUGAAAUUAUGUACGAACAUACAAUUGUUAAUACUUAUGUUCCACAUUACUCUCUUGUCCAUCUCAAAAUCAAUAUUCUCAAUUUAAACACACUCUAUGUACUUCUUCAUUAUCUUCCUGAGCUUGAACAUUUAGAUGCAAAUAUCAGCGGUAUUAUUGGCCAAAUCAAUACUCUUGAUCAAAAUCUAAUAACAAAAUUCAAUUGCCCGAAAAAAAUUCGUGUAUUGAUUUUAAGAAACUUGAAAAUUGUGGGACCCAAUUGUAGUUAUCUGGAGCAAUUAGUUGAUAAAUUCAACAAUACACUGCAAGAAUUUUCUUUGUUUUUAACUCAUUACUGUAAUGGCGAACUUGAUAUAUGCUUUGAUGGUCAUCGUCUUGCUGCUCUUUGUAGUAGAUUAUCUCAUUUGCGAUCACUCCAUUUUGUCAUCCAACUGCAAUUCAUAGAGUCACCAAGUAGACAAAUAUUGUAUGACUUUAUUGAAGCUUUUCGUACACCUUUCUGGCUCGAUGGACCAUUGGGUCGCAUACGAGUGUGCGUGAAUUAUCACCAAGUAUUUGACUAUGUACAAAUAUUCUCUCUUCCAUACACAUUUUUCGACAAUACUGUAUAUCGUACAAUCGAUCUAAUCGAUGCACUAUUCAAUACUAGUGAGAAAGGGCAAGAAAUAUCAAAUGAUCUAUCUAUAACACUUAGAAGUUUCUGGUGUGGUAUAAGAUGUUUGUUUAUCUCUUUGGUUGAGAAGCAAAAAAUACCAGUUUCAUUUCUAUACGCACUUCAAUGUCCCCCCAGUCAGAACAAAACAUUAGUAAUAUCGCACGCAAGAGGAAUAUUACCGGACGAUAUUGAUGAUCAUAUACAGCUUACGCAUUUCGCCACACUCCAACUAAUGUGUACAUCUGACACCAUGACUAAUUAUGAUCUUCAACAAUUAACUGGCUGGCUGCGUUUGUUACCAAAUACAAAAUGUUUGUUUGUUAGUACAAAUGAAUUGAAUUAUUGGAUUACUAAUAGUCGUGACAAUGAAUAUCUUGAUGCUUUUCUUCAGCGUCUUGAUCGACUACAUAUAGAAUGUUCGUCUAUAAUAAAUAAACAUUUGAAUGAAGAAGUGAUGAUUCCACUUCUUUCUUUCGUUAUUAAUAAACGCCAUUUGCCUCGAUUAGAAUGCCUACGUUUCCAUGAGUGUAAAAAUAUCUCAUCAGCAUGGUGCAGCAUUGAUAAAUGGAUUGAUUUCAUUUUCACUCAUAUUAAUGAACAUCAACUCAAAUAUUUACGUUUUAGUUUUAUCGAAAACGAACAGCUAGUGACUGAUAUGCAGACGGGUGAUGAAACAAUUACAUUGACUGACCAACCAUGCAUUGUUGAUAUUCAUCGACUUGUAUUAGAAAAUCGCAUCUCAUUUUGGAUCGAAAGAAAAUAUAAAUAA